AUGCUCCUACCGAAUGAUCAUCUCUCCAAGCACAAUCGGCGGUGUCUAUCUACUUUUCUUCUCCUGUUUUUGCACCCUGAAGACGAUGACGCUUUUGAAGCUGUUUUCUGCACCUCUAUAUCAUCAAAAAGAACCAGAGCACGAAACCUUUGUAAGGCUAAGAAUCAUCCCAUCUGUUUAUUGAAGAUUACUUUGAGUGGGAGUCCUGGGUACCGAUCGCCUUUAGAAUCAUUCAUGCUAAAUUCAUCAAUUGGGAACCUUCUACAGAAUGGAUCGGUGCUUGUUGACAUCUCAUUGGUUGAUGAGAAAUUUACAGCUCAAGGCAAAGAAACAGAAGAACGCGAAAGAAAGAUGAAGCUAGUUGAUUUAAUUGUGGCAACACCUGGAAGAUUAGUUGAUUUACUUGAAAGGGAAAAAGUGUCAUUACAAAUGGUAAGGUAUUUAGCUCUUGAUGAAGCUGAUCAUAUGUCGGAUAUGGGAUUUGAGCCUCACAUAAGAAAAAUUGUGGAACAAACAGACAUGCCUCCACCUCCUGGAAGACAAACAAUGCUUUUCAGUGCCACUUUUCCUAGAGAAAUCCAAGAAAGGGAGUUGGCAUUGAGGUCAUUUAAGAGUCGGAAGACUCCAAUUCUUGUUGCUACUGACGUGGCAGCAUGUGGGUUGGAGGUGAUUGAUGUUGGCUCAAGGGUAGUUUGGUCAUUACCUGUUGCUAAAUCAUUCCAGCAAUACAGAAGCUUUAUAACGUUUGCAGCUGAAGGAAAUGCCUUCAAGGACAAUGUAGAGAAGCUGCCUCUUCAUAGAGAACUAUAUGAACUGAUUCGCUCAAGCUUCUUUGUGCCCUCUUUCAUAAACGCAUUCAUGGCUAAUGAUGAUGUCAGCAGAAAUCAAAGUAUCAGAAACCUAAUGUCUGAACUUGUUACAGGAGUUUUCACAUUCGAUAUGCUCCACCCAGAUUUCUGUGCAAAGAUGCUAGCUGAGGUUGAAAAUUACGAAAAGUGGAUUUUGGAAACAAAAUCAUCCACCAUUCGCCUAAACACCAUGAACAAAUAG
Lactuca saligna is the source of this 1050-nucleotide messenger RNA. The record is from the annotation of a GenBank genome assembly. Lineage: Eukaryota; Viridiplantae; Streptophyta; Magnoliopsida; Asterales; Asteraceae.